Mercenaria mercenaria is the source of this 13763-nucleotide messenger RNA. Its product is annotated as mitogen-activated protein kinase kinase kinase 15-like. The record is from RefSeq and is a predicted model, not a curated record. NCBI's taxonomy places the organism in Eukaryota, Metazoa, Mollusca, Bivalvia, Venerida, Veneridae. The transcript is spliced from 42 exons. Gene Ontology annotation, molecular function: ATP binding; protein kinase activity. Bases 142 to 4272 code for a protein of 1376 amino acids. Gene Ontology annotation, biological process: MAPK cascade; protein phosphorylation.
UUCUGACCUUGACCUUUUACUUGGAAAAACAAAAAUCACACCUGUCAGUGCAUAAUUUGUUGUUAUCUUGUUAAUUUCCUCGCAAAACGGGAUGCGUUUUCAUGCUUUUGUACUGCAAGAACCGUAUUUAAGUAAUUUACCAUGAAAGUGGUAUCAGUAGUUGAUGUCACUACCCCAGGGGUAACUGCCCCCGGGGUAACACCGGAUCCUAAGAAUGUGAAUCCAAUAACUUUGCUGACCAAUAGGAAAAAUGCAUUGGAGCAAAUUGACAAGGCUUGCAAAAGUAUUGAAGCUACAUUAGAAAAUAUUCAGUUCCAAAAGCUGGAUUUUGGUGAGACCCAGAUUCUGGACACAUUCUACAAUGCAGAUGUUGUAAUAGUGGAUAUGACCAUAGCAACACAACAGUCAUCUUUAUUUUACCAUGUUGGAGUGAGACAGAGCAUGGGAAUGAAAUAUAACGUUGUUAUAGCAAAUGAUACUGAUCCAGAGUUAACUGUUUCUCUCAGGCUGUCUUGUGGGCCAGGUGUUGUGUUUUUCCCCUACACAAAAGAUGCCAGUGGUGUGAUAAUAGUGCAGGACGGCACAGUGGCGUAUACUGAUGUUUGUGUACACCCAGAAACUGGACCGUCAUUGUUAAAUAAACUGAAGAAAUUUCUCAGUGAUGUAGAUGAUGAGAGUGUGACUCACUUAAAAGAAAGAUUUUUGGCUGAUCUUAGAAAGGCUCGGGACAAUUACAAGGGAGAAGAUCUAGUCAAGGCUUUACAUGGAAUGAAACGUAGACUGGAUGACCCUCAACUCCUGUCUGUGGAUGUGGUAGUCAAUCUGCUUAUCUCAUUUAGAGAAAUACAGGACUAUAACUCUAUGGUAAAGCUGGUUGAAGACUUGGAUACGAUACCAAACUUGAAGAUAUCAUGUACUGUAGCUGUACAAAAUCUGUAUGCCUUUGCACUCAACAGGAGAAAUAAAAAUGGGGACAGAACGAAGGCUCUCAGUGUUAUCUUGAAGGUGAUAGAGACUACAGAGAACCCGGUACCAGAUCUGCUGUGUUUGGCUGGGAGGAUUUAUAAAGACAAGUUUGUAGAAGCGGACUAUGAGGAUAAAUCGGCUCUGGAAAAUGCUAUUGUUUGGUAUAGGAAAGGCUUUGAGAUACAGCCUAAUGAGUAUGCUGGUAUCAACCUUGCCACAUUGCUUGUCAUCUCGGGGAAAGAGUUCUCCACUUGCAGUGAACUGAAGAGAAUAGGUUUGAAGUUGAACAAUUUGAUAGGAAAGAAGGGUAGUUUACAGACAUUGACAGAUUACUGGGAUGUAGCCACCUUCUUCGAGAUCUCCGUGCUAGCACAGGAUUAUGGGAAGGCUGUACAGGCAGCUGAAUGCAUGUUUAAAUUGGAACCACCAUACUGGUAUCUGAAGUCAACACUGGGAAAUAUUCAGCUGAUCAACAAGUUCCGUAAACCAAGCACUCACACCAAUCAGGAAACACAGCUGUUUAAUUUCUGGAUGGAGUUCUUUAUGGAGGCAACCAAGUCGGAGGUGUCACCACUGUGGUACCCAGUACUGAUAUUGGAACCAAACAAGGUAUUUGUACCAAGCUACCUUCAGGUGAACAUGGAUGAAGAUAAUAAGUCUGUUCACAUCUACAAUGUGUGUAGAUCUGAAAAGUUACAGCAUGAGUGGGUGUUUCCUGUACCAGCUAUAAAAGGAGUCAGUCUGUAUAAAAGAGAUGUUCGAGCAGUGUUUCUGUAUGUGGUGGAUAACUCGGAUGAUUUUCACAUAUUCUUCUCAUCAGAAAUGCAGAGACAGUUAUUUUAUGAUGAUAUGUGUAAACUUAUAAAGGAACACCAGCGAGGGUUUGAGGCUGAGCUGGAAGAGAGGGACAAUAUUGAGUUGUUGAAAACUUUGCAAUCUGAUUUCUUGAUUUUGCCUACCAUUUAUGAGUAUGAAACAGAUGAAAAAGGUAACCGUGUUGUACUUGGACGUGGAUCAUAUGGGGUUGUCUAUGCAGCAAGGGAUAAUCGUACCCAGGUCAAGGUCGCUGUGAAAGAAGUGCCAGAGAAAUUCCAUGAAGAAGUUCAGCCUCUUCAUGAGGAGAUCAAGCUUCACUCGAGACUGAGCAACAAGAACAUUGUGAAAUAUCUCGGUUCUUUAAGUGAAGAUGGUUUCUUUAAAAUUUUCAUGGAACAGGUCCCUGGAGGGAGUUUGUCACAGCUCCUGUCAUCAAAGUGGGGACCACUGAAGGAUAAUGAACCUACUAUAGCCUUCUACACCAAACAGAUCCUGGAUGGUCUCAAAUAUCUGCAUGAUAAUAGAAUAGUACAUCGAGACAUCAAGGGAGAUAAUGUGUUGGUAAACACUUACAGUGGAAUAUUGAAGAUCUCAGACUUUGGCACCUCGAAGAGAUUGGCUGGAAUUAACCCUUGUGCUGAAACAUUUGCAGGCACAAUGCAGUAUAUGGCACCAGAGGUUAUUGAUCGUGGAAUGAGAGGUUAUGGACCUCCAGCUGACAUCUGGUCAUUAGGUUGUACAGUGAUAGAGAUGGCUACAGGAAAACCGCCUUUCAUAGAGCUUGGCAGUGCAGAGGCAGCCAUGUUUAAAGUGGGAUUCUACAAAAUGCAUCCAGAAAUUCCAGAUUCCUUGUCCGAUAUAGCUAAAGACUUCUUGCUCAAAUGUUUUGCCCCGGAACCUGAGAAGAGAUUUACAGCACAACAGUUGUUAGAACAUCCUUUUAUAAAAGAGACUCUUGCACCAAAAAAGAAAAGGAAGAAAAUGACAGAGGUAGAAUACUUGAGAAGUACAUCAGUUCCAGCAAGCAGUAUUGCUAGUAGGAGGACAGACAUGACCAUGAAAUUGAAGCUUCCGCAAAAGUCAGGCCCGGCUUCGGUGGUGGCUAGAAAUACCAUUGGAUUCUCUGGAAGUAUGGAGAACAUUCUGGAUGACAUUGACACUGUUCAGGAAGAGCGCACUGGACAAAAAGGUCACAAUAGGUCACAAAGUGUGCACACUUUUGGUGGGCUUGAUUACGAUACCAGGCCAAAGUCUUUCCGAAAGCGAGCAGAGUCUGACGGUACCCUAGUACAUGCAGAGCGAGUGCUAUACAAGGGGGCUACAGAGAGUUUUCAGGAAACAGCAAAAAGAAGAGCAUCAUCACCAUAUUUGUCUGUGGACUAUGGAAGCCGGUCACCGUCGCCCACCUUGACAUCGCCCGGGCCGCAGUCACCCACUCUUGGUUUUAGUAUUUCUAUGAAUGAAGUUAUACAAGAUUCUGAUGGAACACACAGCGGAACGGGGUCACAUGACAGCCAAUCUAGGGAAGGAUUUUAUAUGUUACGGAAAGACUCAGAGAGGAGAACAACACUGGUACUUAUGCUGUCGAAAGAGAGCGAUUUUCAACGGGUGGUGGAGACAUGGAUGGAGUUGAUACACAGAGAUGCAACAAUAUCUCAUCCAAAACUUGGCAAAGAACAUCUCAGUGUAUUGCUGAAGGCAUUGACAGAGUAUAUCAGAGAUCAGAACAGUUUGGUUAUCAAAGAUGCGCUAGAUGAGGUGAAAAUGAAAUUAGAAUAUGAUCACACAGCCUUGAUGGAGCUUCAGUUAGCCCUAUAUGUCUUCCAGGAGGCUGUGAGUAUCAACAUGAGAUUGAGAGAUAUUCAGCCUCACUGGAUGUUUGCACUAGACAAUCUUCUGAGAAACGCAACCCAGGCAGCAAUUACAGUGUUGUCCCCAGAGUUGGGAGCUAAUUUAGCAGGAGAUGCUGACGAUAGGGACAUGGGGACAUCUGGGGUCCCCUCAACAACUUCUGGCAAGUCAGCAACAGGGGUGUAUAGAAAAUCUGUGAACAUGGAGAUUAGAAACCAGUUAGAGUCAUCCGAGGAUGAGAAUUUAACGUUGUUACAACAGUUGUUAGAGGUACAGAGAGCCUACAAUGAACUCUUGAAGAAAUCCAUUACUGAGAAGAAGUUACAGAUGGAAGUAUUACAGCAAGCAUUAAGUGGUCAGGGUAUAAUUGGAGCAUCAAGUUCGGGAUCAACUCCAGUAACUCCGGCUGUAGUGAUCAAUGAACCACCAGAUGAGCAGCUCAUUCAGUGGUUACGACAAUGUAGAAUAGAUUCCGGCUCAAUAGAUCAGAUACUCAAUGAGCAGUACACAUUAGAUGACUUGUUGGAAUAUGUUACAUUAGAACAGUUACAAAGACUCAAUAUAAAAGGAGGUAUUGUUUGUAGAAUAUGGAGAGCUAUACAGGCACAUCGUGCUAAACAUAAGAAAGUUAAAAGGUAGCAGUGACUGUCAGCAAUAUGUUCGUCUGUCUGUCUGUCAGGGUCAUUUAUCCAUCCCAGCAACUGCCAGCUCUGUGUAUUGUGUGUUGUGUAUUGUUUCAAAAAUGGAUUCACCGGUGAACAGAGCUAUAGACCACCCUAUAGCUUCCACGUCAGAAUUGUGGGAUUUAGUGGCAUACCAUAUUGGCUUAUCUGUAAGCUGUACAUACAAACUGUAAUUAACAUUGUGUUAGACUUGUGUAGAAUACCGGUAAUAGAGUAGGGGUAUGAUAUACCAACACCCGCCUUGAAAUUAUUGUUUGAAGUAAUCCAAACUGUAAAUUAUAUAUUUAUACAACAGUUCUGUACUUUAUUUAAGCUUGUGCCAUAAGGGAAGUUGGAUUAUACAGUGUGUUUAGCUAUAAACUGGUAUAGUGUGCUGAAAAUAUCUCUUGAUUUAAAACUACAUGGCAUCUGAGAUUAAUUGAACUACAACAGAUGUUUCUGCGUGCACAGUAUAGCUGGGUUGAGAAAUAGAGCCAUUAACAAGAAAAAUGUUCCUGAUUGCUUUUAUGAUUUGAAUAAAUGGAGUAAUCCAUUGUGAGGGUUGGAUAUAACACUUGUCUGGCAGAAACGUUCCACUUGGAUUUUGGAAGUCCUAUUCAAAUACUUCUUAACCAGAGGCUGUGAAUAUAAAUAUGUAUUUGCCUGAUCCUUUACGACAAAAGAUACGAAAAUUAUGAAAUAUCAUCCAGAGGAGAAUUACAUAACUGUUACAGUUGUAAUUACAUGUACAUUAAAAUGUUUGUGAAGAAGGUUUAGAAAUUAAAUGGAGAAAAGGAAAUAUAUAAUGGGAAUGGUUCUGUCUCAAAUAAAAUGAAAGUGUUUACAAAAUAAAUCCAAUUUCAAGAAUUAACUGACUUUAAUGUGAAGCUCAUAAUAAAGCAACAUUUUUGUUUUAUCAUGCAAUUUAUCAUUCUGUGUUUUGAGUUUUGAACAUGGUCAUGCUUAAAAUUCUGAUUCAUGUACUGGCAAUACCUUUGUCAUGAGUAUUUUGGCACACCUGAUCAGGAUGAUGAGGAGUCGUAAAAAUGUAGCAGGUUUUGAUUUACCUGCUUAAACGGUCAGUGCAGUUAAAACAAUCUUUAAAGUACAUUGCUAACAGAUUAGUGACAUAAUUUUUGUAACUUCUUCAGUUUUAUUAAGAACAUAUUUUUUGUUUAUUUUAGUUUAGACUUUUUCAGAGGUAACAGGUAAUGUCUUUUAUUAUUAUUAUUUUUUUUUUUUUUUUUUUGGUAUUUUAAUGUCUGUGUAACUUUGUUCUGUAAUGUGUUUGUUUUAAAGCUGGUUUAAAUUAUGUGCAAUAGUAUAAUGAUUGAAGUUUUGAUUUUAUCCGUUGCAGUUUAUUUGAAUAUUUUCAUGUUUUACAAUCAGUAUUGCACUGUGAAUAGUGCAAACAUUUGCAUAGUUUGUACAUUUAUUUCUACCAUUUUACCAGUUUUGGUAAUAUACAUUUCUACCAUUUUACCUUUCAAAAAUGCACAUUUCUACCAUUUUACCUUUCAAAAAAUGCACAUUUCUACCAUUUUAAAAGCUGUAGUAAUUUACAUUUUUACCAUAUUACCAGUUCUGGUAAUAUACGAUGUCAUUUCAGCCAUUUUACCAGAAUUUUUUUACCAUUUUACCAGUUCUGAUAAUAAACAUUUCUACCAUUUUACCAUUUCUGAAACGUUUUACAACUUACGGUUAUAUACACGCGUGACAUUUUACCCGUUUUGGUUAUAUCCAUUUCAACCAUUUUACCUUUUCUGAAAAUACAUAUGUGUACUAUUUUACCAGUUUGGUAGUAUAUAUUUCUACCAUUUAAUCUUUUCUGGAAAUAAUAUUUCUAUACGGAUUUGAUGGUUAGCUGGAGUUGUAGCCCUUUGAAUUUUACGUUUCUUUCAGCUGUACUACACCAGUUAUGUAUACAUGUAUGUCUGAAAAGGUUUUAAAAGCAAAUUAGGGUAAUUUUUAUUACUGCAGCAAUUUAAUAAAUUAGGGCAACAGUACAUAUAAAAAGAUGAAGUACACUAGUGCCUGAUUUUCUGAUAAUCCAGCCAGCUAAAAGGGUACAUAACACACAUUUAUAAUGACAUACAUAUUUAUCAGUUUUACAAAUUGUUCUAUUUGGAACCUAUACUAGAAAAAAAAGGGUAUGAAAGAAAACUUUACCUUUGGUAAAAAUUGUCUUCUUGAUAAACCACUGUCACCAUCAUCAGGAAUGUAACUGGUAUGUCAGUCAUGUUUAUGGAAUUUUUGCCCACAAAUUUUUUUCAUGUUUUUUAAUUGGUCAAUCCUGAGUAGCAGCCCCUGAUCUCAAAAUCAUAUUUCCUUGUUUAUGUCAUGUUUAGAUAUUUUAAUCCUGUACUUCAGAAGUAUAGGUGUUUCUGUUUUCAUUGAAUUUUGCAGUACAGCUGGAAUAGAUUUGUUCAUAGUUUUGUACGUACAAAGUUUUUAACUUGCCAUUUGUAAAUGUGUUUUAAUUUAUCAUUAUUGAAGUGCUAGAAUUAUGGUGUAUGGCAUAAUGUACCAUUAACUAUGAUAACAAGCAGUGGUCAGUGAUUUUGAUUUAUUUUCUUUGGCCAGAAAGCCACACUGGUAUACUGUCUGUAUCAGCACUCCGGAAAUUUUGAAAAGAAUCUGUCCAAAACAAAAUCACGACAUUGGCACUACCCCACCCACCCUGAUAUACCUAUGUACUAUAUGUAAAAUAUGAUAAAGUAAAGAAAUUAGUAUGUCAUGCAUUAAAAAUUAUUUACCAGUCACCACGAGUUACCACACAAUGAAAGACUGUAUGACUCGAUUGAAGGAUUUGUAGAGAGAUAUCUGUUUAAUGCCCUUUAAAUUGUUACGGCUUAAAGUGAGUGCAUAAUCAGUUUUUAUUCAUUAGCAAAAAUUAGGUUUUAUCAUUCUAUUUUUGUUAUUGCUAUGUCUACAAAAGCUUUACUCAAUUUUUAUCUGCAUUAUAAAUACUAUGGAAAUUUUGCUCACAGUCUUCUAUCUUUUCUCAUUUACUCUAUUUUUAUAUCCAUUUAAAUAUAAUAUUAGCUGCAGUACUAUAAUGUUGUUUUUUUUUGGUAAAUAUGGAAAUUUUGCAUAUAGCAGAAAUGAAAACCUUGAAACUUUACCCAGAUUCAACUUUAGGAUGCUUUAUUUUUUUUAUUUUUUUAUUUAACGUCUCGCCGACACAUGAUAGGUCAUAUGGCGACUUUCCAGCUUUAAUGGUGGAGGAAGACCCCAGGUGCCCCUCCGUGCAUUAUUUCAUCACGAGCGGGCACCUGGGUAGAACCACCGACCUUCCAUAAGCCAGCUGGAUGGCUUCCUCAUAUGAAGAAUUCAACGCCACGAGUGAGGCUCGAGCCCACAUCGAUGAGGGGCAAGUGAUUUGAAGUCAGCGACCUUAACCACUCGGCCACAGAGGCCCCUAGGAUGCUUUGUAAUUAUGCAGGUUAUUGGUUCUCAAAGUUUAAUAUGACCACAGUACAAUUCACUGUAAAUUACAUGUGUGGGAUAAGUGUGAUUUGUCUUAAAGUAAAGUGAGGUUUGUAGUGUAGAAAUGACAGUUCGUUAACCCAGUUUUCUACCUUUUUCUUGUAAAACAUAAAUAUGUUGAAUAUAGAAUUCAGAAUAGUUUGCCAGUACUAAAUUUUAAAGGUUGUAAAGUUUACCUCAGAUGAACUGCUUGUUUUACUUCAGUGGUUAAAAUAGCAGACACUGCUUUCUUGUUAGGGUCUGAAUGUAAUGUUACACAACUGCCUUAUACAGUUUAUCGUCACUACGACUGCUUUGUCAUCUAGGACUGAAUGUCUCUGUUAUAUGCAGUUGUUUUGUACAGUUUAUUGUUGACACAACUGCUUUGUCGUCAAAGACUGAAUGUAACACUACUGUGUUAUGCUGUUUAUUGUUACACAACUGCUUCAACGUCAAGGACCGAGUGUCACUGUAACACAACUGCGUUGUACUGUUUAUUGUUACACAACUGCUUUGUACCAAGGACUGAAUGUCACUGUAACACAGUUGCGUUGUACUGUUUAUUGUUGACACAACUGCUUUGUCAUCAUAGACUGAAUGUAACACAACUGUGAUGUGCUGUUUAUUGUUGCACAACUGCUUCGGUGUCAAGAACUGAGUGUUACUGUAACACAACUGCUUUUUCGUCAAAGACUGAAUGUAACACAACUGUGAUGUGCUGUUUAUUGUUGAAAAAACUGCUUUGUCGUCAGUGACUGAGUGUCACUAUAACACAACUGCGUUGUACUGUUUAUUGUUACGCAACUGCUUUGGCAUCAAGGACAAUGUCACCGUUAUAUAACUGCUUUGUACUGUUUGUUGUUGAUACAAAUUAUUUUCAGUGAAGGACUGAAUGAAACUGUAACUGCCUUGUACUGUUUAUUGUUACUACAACUGCUUUGUACUCUUGUUGGAAUUCUCUGUGAUUGUUUAGAAUUUUUAUUGAAACAUAUUAAAGGUAUCUUUUAAUGUUUAGUGAUUAUUCAUUGAUCUUUUUUACUCGACAUUGUUUUUUCAACAGAAAUUUUAUAAAACUUUAUGCUUUUAUAUGUUUUAUUGUCACCAAAUUCCAGAUAAUAAGGGUAUAGUAAUGUCUAUGGAAUGAAAUAUUUAGUAGAAUGGUGCCUUUCAAUGAUAAUGGCCCAGACAAGCCCGAAGGCUGAUAUCAACUUCCAGGGCUGUUCUCACUCAAAGGCACCACUGUCUCAUUUAAUUAUGCCCCCCUUCGAAGAAGGAGGGGUAUAUUGUUUUGCAGAUGCCGGUCGGUAGGUCGGUCGUCUGUCUGUCGGUCGGUCGGAAUGUAGACCAAUCCGUUUCCGGAUGAUAACUCAAGAACUCUUGGGCCUAGGAUCAUGAAAGUUGAUAGGGAGGUUGAUCAUCACCAGCAGAUGACCCCUAUUGAUUUUGAGGUCUGUAUGUCAAAGUUCAAGGUCACAGUGACCUUGAAUAGUAAAACGGUUUCCGAAUGAUAACUCAAGAACCCUUGGGCCUAGGAUCAUGAAAGUUGAUAGGGAGGUUGGUCAUGACCAGCAGAUGACCUGUAUUGAUUUUGAGGUCAGUAUGUUAAAGGUCAAGGUCACAGUGACCCUGAACAGUUAAACGGUUUCCGGAUGAUAACCCAAGAACACUUAGGCCUAGGGUCACAAAAGUUGAUAGGGAGAUUGGUCAUGACCAGCAGAUGACCCCUAUUGAUUUUGAGGUCAGUAUGUCAAAGGUCAAGGUCACAGUGACCAGGAACAGUAAAAUGGUUUCCGGGCAGUAACUCAAGAACACUUGGGCCUAGUGUCAGGAAAAUUGAUAGUUAGUUGGCCAUGACCAGCAGAUGACCCCUAUUGAUUUUGAGGUCAUUAGGUCAAAGGUCAAGGUCACAUUGGCCAGGAACAGUUAAACAGUUUCUGAUCUUCUUGUCCAAAACCAUAGGGCCUAGGGCUUUGAUAUUUGGUAUGAAGCACAAUCUAGUGAUCCUCUAGCAAGAUUAUUUCCCUGGGGUCAAAUGGUUUAUAUAGACUUAUAUAGGAAAAAACUUUGAAAAACCUCUUGUCCAAAACCACAGGGCCUAGGGCUUUGAUAUUUUGUAUAUGAAAUCAUCUAGUGGUCAUCUACUAAGAUUGUUCAAAUUAUUCCCCUAGGGUCAAAUAUGGCUCCGCCCUGGGGGUCACAUGGUUUACAUAGACUUAUAUAGGGAGAAACUUUGAAAAUCUUCUUGUCGAAACCACAAAGACUAUGGCUUUGAUAUUUUGUAAUGUAGCAUCGUCUAGUGGUUCUCUACCAAGUUUGUUCAAAUUAUCCCUCUAGGGUCAAAUAUGGCCCCGCCCCAGGGGUCACAUGGUUCAUAUAGACUUAUAUAGGGAAAAACUUAGAAUCUUCAUGUCCAUAACCAGGGUUCAAACAGCCAGACUGACAAAAAAUUCAAGGGGUUUUCAAGCAGUUUUCAAGGACUUUUAUUACGUUUUCAAGGAUAAGCAAAAAAUUGAACAAGCACUUAUUACACACGAAAUGACUUACUUACAAUUGGUGAACACUUCGUACAUCCAAAAUUACUAUCACGUGAUAUAAGUUUUUCUAUAAAGUUCCAAUUUGCAAUUGAUCAACACUUUAUCACACACAAAAUAACUGGCAAACAAUUGAUCAACUCUUCUUACAUCAACAGCGACUUAUCAUGUCAUAUAAGAUAAGUUUUAGGUGCCUCUGGCUGCUGGGGGCGAAGGUGAAAUAGUAAACACAUCAAGAGUGUCCGUGGGUGACUCUCGAUCAGGUACAUUUUUCUUGUGCUUCUCAGACUUGACGUGCGAUUUCAGCGCCGAUUCACCCAUUGAACUAAUGUCAAUAACUUUGUUACAAUAUUUGCACAUGGCUUUCCAUUUGUUUUCGAGCUCGAGCAGCCAUGGAUAGGAUACAAGCCACUUUUUGUUGAAAAUACACGACAUUUUCUUCGAUAUCGGUAACGGAAAUGGUGUCCGUCUUUUUACACAUCGUAAUUUUCCUAGUCCCGGUCUGUUUAAAACCCGUAUCGUACGGUACACAUAGGUUAUGUAGACAUAAAACAUGGCGAUGCGUACAUAUAACAAAGCGUCUUUUACGAUCCUUUUUUAUUAAGCUGACCAAAAUUUCUGAAGAAGGAAAUUCAAGGACUUUUAUCAUAAAAUCAAGCAGUUUUCAAGGCAAGAAACGAAUUCAAGGAGUUUUAAGGAGGUUUUUGCAAAUUCAAGCACUUUUCAUCUAGCAGCUUGAAAUUCAAGGAGUUUUCAAGUCUGUGCGAACCCUGAUAACUUACAUUAUUCAAAUUUGGACCACAUGUAUAGUUUUGAGUGGCAAGAUGAACCUUGACAUGAGUUGACCUUGAUCUUGACUUAGUGACCUACUUUCACAUUUCUGUAGCUACAGCCUUCAAAUUUGGACCACAUGCAUAGGUUUGUGUAGCGAAAAAAACUUUGACCUUGUUAUUGACCUAGUGACCUACUUUCACAUUUCUGAAGGUACAAGCUUCAAAUUUGGACCACUUGCAUAGUUUUGUGUUCCGAAAUAAAAUUUGACCUUGAUUUUGACCUAGUGACCUACUUUCACAUUUCUCAAGCUACAGCCUUCAAAUAUGGACCACAUGCAUAGUUUUGUGUACUGAAAUGAACUUUGAUCUUGAGAUUGAACCUACUUUCACAUUUCUGAAGCCACAGGCUCCAAAUUUGGACUGCAUGCUUAUUUAUUGUGUUCUGAAUUGAAAUUUGACAUUGAUUUUUACCUAUUACCUUCUUUCACAUUUCUCAAGCUACAGCCUCCAGAUUUGAAGCACAUGCAUAGUUCUGUCUACCGAAAUAAACUUUGACAUUGAAAUUGAUCUAGUGACCUACUUUCACAUUUCUCAAGCCACAGCUUUCAAAUUUGGACCACAUACACUUUAUUUUGUACCGAAGUGAAAUUUGACCUUGAUUUUGACCUUGAGCUAGUCUUGAAAUUUGGAACAUUCAAAAAUGGCUCAGUGGAUGGCGCCAAGAUCUCUCUGUAAUCUCUUGUUAGGUUAAAGGCCAAGGUCAGAUUAAACCAGAAUGGUAGAACUUUUGUUUACAGUGAGCAUAUAAUUUCUGUUCCAGGGUUCAUACAGACAAGGCCAAGUCAAAUUCAAGGACUUUUCAAGCACUAGUCAUAGUUUUCAAGGACUUUAUAAAUAAUACUUACACAGAUUUGUAACGAAUUGAUGCCAUUUUAGUCAGGGGAGACAACGCUAACAGAAAGUACGAAACAUUCGUACCCAAACUUCGCUUUCGUCCCGAACACAUUCGACCUUUUUUAUUACGGCGUUUUCGUAGCUCUGCCCAUUGCUCGAAACGUGCCGAUUUUAUUCUAAAAGAUUUACUUUUGAUUUUCAGGGAGAUUUUAAUUGUCUAGCAUACGAGAAAAUAAGUAAUUCAAGUACUUUUCAAGGUCUUUGGGCAAUUUCCAAGCACUUUUCAAGACAAAUUUUGUUUUCAAGACUGCCCUUCAUUUUCAAGUACUUUUCAAGCCUGUGCGAACCCUGUGUUCCUUGUGCAAUUACUGAAUGCAUCAAGGGGGGCAUUUCGUGUUCGACGAGCUCUUGUUACCUAUUUAUAACAUGUUUACCUCUGACAUAGCAAACCAAUGUUUGUAGAAUUUUGUUGUAAUUGGGACUAACAAGAGCAAGGAUUUAUUAGUACAAUUAUUUUCAGCCAUGUUUCAAGCAUUAUUUUUCAAAACUUUACUUAAAACUGGAUGCAAAUCAAAUACUUUUAUCCUUGUUCAUAGAGUAUCUCUUGAUGAAAAAGUUAUUUCACUGAGAGAAAACGACGUAAAUUUACACUACAGAUAAUAAAACUUUAUAAAAUAUCAACACAAAGAAACCUUUACGGUAUUAGUUACCCAUUUUAAUCAGAAUGAAUUGGAAAUUAAGAUUUUUUUCUGUUAAAUAGUAUUAAGUAAAUUAAGUUCAGAAUAACAUUAAAAGUGACAGUAUGUUUUGGUGAAAAUUAAAAAAAAAAGAUUAUAUAUUUUUCUUAUGGUGAUAAUCCUUUUAUCAUUCCAUCAAUAUAUCUUGUUGUACUCUUUCAUUUAGAUGAUUUUUUAUUAGUUAGAAUGUGGUUUAGACCAAAAUAACAAUUGGAUGGACACACAAAUUAAUGGAUUUCAAAUUUUAAAAUAUGUAAGGUAUUUCAUUUCAUUUGUUUGCUAGAAUUUCAUUUUUUGUGUUGACACAAAUCAGUAAAAACAAGUCCCCUUGUAAGAAUAAUCAUGUCAGAAGACAACACAAAUAUAGUUCCUAAACCUUGUUGUUAUAAACUUUUGGUAGUUAAUAUUACUUGUGCCUUCUAAACAUUUGCCCUAACAUUGUUGAAAAAAAUCUUCCCUGUCAUUCCAGAUCAGUGUUCAGACACAUUUGGUUCACCCAUAUAAUAUAGAUUACAUGAAGAAAGGGUUUGCUUAAAAAGCCAUAAUUCUUAGAAAUACAGACUUGAUAUCUAUUUUUAACAUAAAAAUGUGUCUUGGGCUCCAAACUUUUGGGCAUUACUGAACACACAUACUAACUAGGAAGGAUUAUGGUAAUCCACUUAGAAGAGCACUAAGCUUUUUUUCUCUUCACUCCAGUCCAUCUCAUUUUAUGUACUAACUGUUGCAACUGCUAAGAACACUAAACUUAUCGAGACUGUCAUAUCUGAACAAGUCGGAAAUCACAGUUUGUGUGUAUCUUAUGGACUAGAUCAUAUUUUUUAUCAGGACACAGUGUUUAACCUGUGCACCAAUGUAUGUUACUCAUGUUUCUGUUGUUAAGUGAUGUUUGGAGUUUUAUUUAUUUCACCCACGGUUGAUUUAUAUUCAUGAUCAUUUUAUUAUGCAUCUUUUUUUUUUUUUUUAAAUCAGAAUGUCUGUUGAUUUAUUUGAGGUAAUAUUUUUAAGUGAUUAUGAUUUAUUAAAUGAUCUAAAUGAGAUGUCUGAAAAAAUAAAAUCUAUUUCCUA